Planococcus citri (citrus mealybug) is the source of this 4641-nucleotide messenger RNA. RefSeq lists its product as uncharacterized. The record is from RefSeq and is a predicted model, not a curated record. The coding region runs from base 369 to 4490 and encodes 1373 amino acids. Gene Ontology annotation, biological process: DNA integration. Gene Ontology annotation, molecular function: zinc ion binding; nucleic acid binding. NCBI's taxonomy places the organism in Eukaryota, Metazoa, Arthropoda, Insecta, Hemiptera, Pseudococcidae. The transcript has a single exon.
UUAUGUACAUGUGUAUAGAUAGAUUAGUCAUAGAUGACGUCUCAGUAUAUCUUAGCUAUGUAAGUUAGUUUUUAGAAUCGAAUCAGUUCGAUUAUGUUCGUUAAUCAAUAAACACGUUUCAAAAUGUCUCUCCGUGCGUUCAUAACAAAUUGGCGACGAGGAUCAAAGUAGUUUGCGCAUCGCGCCUCGAUCUUUCGCGAAUUCGUGCUCAAAAUCGCGCUAAAUUUUGCGCCUAUUCGAAAAUGAUCAAUAUUACAGUAUUUUGCGAAAUUAUUGUUCAAUUUAUACGUGAAAGUGCGUCCGAAAUCGAAUAUCGUUCGCGCUUCAAUCAACUAGUUCAACUUUAAUUUUCAACUUCAAUUUUCGAAAUGGCUGUAUCAAAACAGGACCUGUCAGAUCUCAUCAAAAGUCAAUCCGAGCUCAUCAAAUUGUUAACAGAGGAGAGGAAGAAAACUCCAGGAAAAAAUUCGCCUCCAGCUCAACCUGAUCUGUCUGACUUGUCCAAGCAAGCUGUUCAAUUCGAGCCUUUCAAUCCAAAAUGUGAAAAAUUCACAUGCUACCUGCUUCGUUUGGAAAACUACUUCGAUAUGAAGAAGCUUACUGCAACAAAUGCAUCUACAGACAAGGCAAAAACACAACUUCUAAUCAACACCAUUGGCACCAAGUACACGCAACUUUUGAUCAAUAUUUGUGCUCCAGUAAGUCCACGAGACAAAAAAUAUGAUGACUUAGUCGAAUUACUUAAAAAGCAACUCGCUCCUCAACCAAACAUGUUCAGUGAGCAACACAAAUUUUUAUCCAGAGUUCAAAAAACAAAUGAGUCAAUUGCAGACUAUGUAUCUGCCCUUCAAGAGUUAGCUUUAACCUGCGACUGGAAUUGUCCACAAGCUCAAUGCGGUAAGCCUUUUACUACAAUUAUUUUGAGAGCCCAAUUUAUUCGAGGCCUAGUUGAUCCAGAAAUUCGAGAAAAAUUGCUUCAGUUACCUGAUCAAAAUACACAUUCUUUUGACAAUAUUGUCCAAACUGCUUUAGCUAUUGAACUGUCAAAAAGUGACAAUAAAGAAGUGUAUAAAAGUCAAACUGCUCAAAACUCAACAGCAGCUUCUUCGUCUGUAAAUAAAAUGAGUGAACAAAAGAGGUCAUUUUCAAAAAAUCGUAGUCGCACACCUCAGAGAGAACAUCACUCUCCGAGAGAUUUUCGAGCCAAAUCAAAACCCAGAAUCGAUUUUAAACAGUUGGGGAUAGAUAAUUUAUGCAUAAAAUGUGGCCGAAAUAAUCAUCUUACCAAGGAAUGUAAAAUUCCACACGAAAAAUUGAAAUGUAAAACUUGUCAAAGAACUGGCCAUGUUGAUAGAGUGUGUAUUACAACUCUGGUCAAAAAAAAGUAUGGUAAUUCAAAUUCAAAUUCCUCAACGAUGUAUUUACAUGACGAUGACGACAUUCAAGAGCUCCAUACCUUGAAUGAUGGUUCCGAGAAAAUCAUGACUUCGAUCCGUAUUGAUAAUAUUGAACGGAAAUUAGAAUGUGAUACUGGUAGUCGGCGAACUGUUGUGUCUUAUAAUUUUUUCAAGCAGCUGAAUUUGCAAAAACCUAUCAUGCAUGAUAACACAGUUCUCAAAGAUUAUACUGGUAACUUAUUCAAACCAUUAGGCUACGUCAACGUAUCAGUCAAGUAUAAAGAUAAAGAAAUCAACAGUCGUUUAUAUUUCACAGAAAGGUCUGAAUCAUCUGUGAUGGGUCGCGAAUGGUCUAUUCCUCUCGGCAUUAUAAAAGUAGAUGAAACUGAUGAUGUAAAAUUUCUCGGAAAGUCAAAUGUGCCAGAUAUGGAUAAAAUCAAGAAGGAAUUCGCCAGUGUUUUCUCCGAUGAAAUAGGAAAGGUUCCAAAUUAUACUACCUCUUUCGAAUUGAAUGAAAAUUCCAAGCCUAUUUAUAUGAAAGCCAGAAAAGUUCCACAUGAAGUUACCUCCUCAGCUGACGCAUGUAUCAAUCGAUUGAUUAAAUUUGGUGUUCUAGAAAAAGUUGAUGUGUCAGAAUGGGGUACUUCUUCAGUCUAUGUUGAAAAAUCUGAUGGCUCUGUUCGAUUGUGUGGAAAUUAUAAGAAAACGAUCAAUAAAAUGAUCAAAGAUAUCCGAUAUCAACUUACAACUGUUGAGGAUAUUUUCAAUAAACUCGAAAAUGGCACUUACUAUUGUAAACUUGAUUUACGUGAUGCGUUUUUACACCUUCCAGUAGAUGAAGAGACAGCAAAAUUGCAAACAAUUGUGACUCAUAGAGGCACUUUUAGGGUCAAACGACUUUAUUAUGGCUCAAAAGUGGCUCCAAAAUUAUUCCAAAGGUUCAUUGACCAGGUAAUUCGAGACUUACCUGGAACUGUGGCCUAUUUCGACGACUUAUUGGUGCAAGGAUCCACCAUUGAAGAGUGUGAAGCUCGCCUACGUGCACUUUUGCAACGCCUUCAAGAAUAUAAUCUACAUGUCAAUGAAAAAAAGUGCAAAUUUUUCGUCACUGAGGUCUCUUACUUGGGUCAUGUUAUCAACAAAAAUGGUCUUCAUAAAGCUCCGUCAAAAAUUGAGGCCAUUGUCAAAGCUCCGCGACCAACAAAUGCUGAUGAAGUUAUGCAGUUCCUUGGUCUUGUCAACUACUAUCAACGAUUCAUAAAAAAUUCAUCACACAUCUUAUAUCCACUCAACCAACUGCGCCGAAAAAAUGCCAAAUUCGAAUGGACUCCUGAGUGUGAAAAAUCAUUCAAUAAAAUAAAGCAAAUCAUUACCAGUGACGAAGUUCUAACACCUUAUAACAGGGAAUUGCCAUUAUAUCUCGCCACAGAUGCCAGUCCAUAUGGCAUAUCAGCUGUCCUAUCACAUCGCAUCAACGGAGACGAACGUCCUAUCGCAUACGCAUCUCGCUCCCUCACAAAAGCUGAGAAAAACUACAGUCAACUUGAUCGAGAAGCUCUGGCAGUGUAUUGGGGUGCCAAAAAAUUUUUCUACUACAUCUAUGGUCGUCCAUUCACAUUCAUCGUAGACAACAAACCAAUACAUCAUAUUUUAAAUCCAGACAAAGAGCUACCUAGCUUCACAGCAUCGCGGGUGAUAAGAUAUGCGGUUUUCUUAUCUCAGUUCAACUAUAAAAUCGAGCACCGCCCAGCCAGUCAGCAUUCCAACGCCGAUUAUCUAUCACGUUUUCCACUACCUAUCGAAAACACCAACGUUGUUGACGAAUGCUAUUUUAUACAGUCUUCAAAAAUAGACCAGGUUACAUCAUCUUCUCCGAUUACUCACAGCCAGCUGAAAGAAGAAACCUUAAAAGAUUCUUCACUGUCAAAAUUAUUGAAAGAGUUGCAAUCUGGCACCAACUCCGAACCUGAAUUCUCACUCAACGAUGGAAUUAUUUUCAAAAAUGGUCGAAUUUAUGUUCCUGAAAUACUUCGUGAGAAAAUUUUGGCUGAAUUACAUGAUACACACAUCGGCAUUGUUAAAAUGAAAGCCAUCGCUCGUAAAUUCGUUUGGUGGCCAAAAAUUGAUUCAGAAAUUGAAUCAAUUGUCAAAAGUUGUCAAAACUGUGCAGAUCGAAAUAAGAAUCCAAAAAAAGCUCCGCUUCACAAAUGGGAACCUCCUCAAGAAAAUUUUCAACGAAUUCACAUUGAUUAUGCCGGUCCGUUUCAAAAUCAUUUUUAUUUCAUCAUCAUUGAUUCAAAAUCCAAGUGGCUCGAAGUCUACAUAAAAAAGACUGCACCAACAACACAAUCUACGAUUACCUACCUUCAAGAUUUUACUGCUCGAUUUGGUUCACCUGAUGAACUAGUCAGUGACAAUGCCAGUAUUUUCACUGCAGCCGAAUUCAAAGAAUUUCUUCAAUUCCAUGGUAUUAAGCAUCGUCUCAUCGCGCCAGGUCAUCCGGCAACGAAUGGCCAAGCAGAAAGAGCUGUCCAAAUUGUCAAAUCCAAACUGAAAAAGGCCGAGCCUACCACUGACACACAAAUGUUGCGAAAUUUAGUCUCAUCAAUUUUACGUAAAUAUCGCAUCACACCUCUCGAAAAUGGUCAAACACCGUCUCAGCUCGUUUUUCAAAAAGAUAUCAACACCAGACUAAAUUUGUUGCUGCCAAAAAACGCAAAUCCACCUUCACAAAAAUCCAACCUGAAAGUAAAAACAUUCAAACUCGGAGAACGUGUCCAAAGUCGAAAUUAUACCUCAUCCUCACUUUGGAAAUAUGGGGUCAUCGUGGAAAAGUUGGGAAAACUUCACUAUCUCGUCGAAUUAGAUGAUGGGUACAUCAUCAAACGUCAUGUUGAUCAAUUGCGUUCCACAGAAGUGGAAAAAUUCAAAAAAGCUGUCCAAUUUUCUUCCGAGGUCAAACAUCCAAAGUCCAAUCUAAGUGCUCAACAACAGCCCAAUUCCGAACCAGAUUCAUCCAAAAAGGUGGAAAAAGUUUUGCGGCGAUCAAAUCGUUCAAGGAAAGCCCCGGAAAGGCUGAAUUAUAACUUUUGAAUUCCCUUAGUGGGGAAGAAUUGUUAUGUACAUGUGUAUAGAUAGAUUAGUCAUAGAUGACGUCUCAGUAUAUCUUAGCUAUGUAAGUUAGUUUUUAGAAUCGAAUCAGUUCGAUUAUGUUCGUUAAUCAAUAAACACGUUUCAAAAUGUC